AUGGCCAAGUUUCUUCAAACCCUAAUUCCCCUCUUCCUCGUCCUCGUCCUCGCAAACACUGCACGAUCACAGUCGGUAACGCAGUCCUUCAACUACACCUUCAACGACGGAGUGAAGCCGGCCACCUUAACCUACCAAGGCAACACCCACAUCCGUGCGGACUCGACCUACCUCCAGCUCACCGCCACCAGACCUGACGGCGAAGCCGUCCUAAACAACGUCGGCCGGGCCAUGCACUCCGUGCCGUUCACAUUCGGCGACAUGCCCGGGUGGUCGGACGCCGACUUCACAACCACCGUGAAAUUCUUCAUCCGACCAAACACGGGCGCCACCGCGGCCGCGGAAGGCCUCGCCUUCUUCAUCGCCCCGGUGGGGUCCCAGAUCCCGAGUGCCUCCUUUGGCGAGAACCUCGGGAUCUACGAGUACAUAGGGUACACGCCCAACCUCUUUGCAGUAGAAUUCGACAUAUACCCGAACCCGGAAGUGGACCCGGAGGGGCCCCACGUGGGGAUCAACUUCGAGUCGAUUAGGUCCGAUACGGCCACGAUUAUCCCCGAGGGGCUGGUCGGGGAGGAGGUCACCGCCGACAUCAGCUACGUCGCCGCCACAAAGACGAUCACCGUCGUCGUCGUCACCGCCGGCGGGAGGAGGACUGAGGUGAGUAAGGUUUAUGACUUGAAGAGCCUUCUACAGGCGAGAGUUCAAGUAGGACUCUCUGCCUCCACUGGGGUUUUUGUCGCCCGCCAUGAAGUCAUCUCCUGGGAUUUCACCAUCACCAGAACCGCCGCCGCCGCCGCCCGUAUCCGCAAGGUUGCUUGA
Messenger RNA from Salvia hispanica, 819 nucleotides. Its product is annotated as lectin-like. NCBI's taxonomy places the organism in Eukaryota, Viridiplantae, Streptophyta, Magnoliopsida, Lamiales, Lamiaceae. Gene Ontology annotation, molecular function: carbohydrate binding. The record is from RefSeq and is a predicted model, not a curated record.